Molecule: messenger RNA, 684 nt
Organism: Cylindrotheca closterium
Lineage: Eukaryota; Bacillariophyta; Bacillariophyceae; Bacillariales; Bacillariaceae
Source: the annotation of a GenBank genome assembly
AUGGUGAAAGUUAAUACUACUGCUAAACCUUGUGCAACUGUAUCUGGAAGUUUCAAUGCUAACAAAACUGUGGAGCUUCGAGAUGGACUGUUUCCAGAAUUUGAUCGACAUUGGCGAAUCUACGGGAAAACUGUGACAGUGUUUGACGCACCUAAUUCUCAUGACAUUAUCCUUGGUUGCGACUUUCUGGAUGAAUUGGGAAUUGUAAUUGAUUUUCAAAAUCAUCAAGUGAGAUGGAUCAACAAGAUCAUUUCAAUUAAAUCCAAACCUCAUUGGCAAAAUCAUACCAACGGGGCUCUUGCUUUGGAUCGUGGCUAUUUGGACAUUCUCGAUGAUGAUGAUAUCGCCAAUGAUGCGUUCAUCCUUGAUGCUAAAUACAAGGCAACCACUGGUCGUGAAAUUGCAUCCAAGCAAGUCCAUUUGACGACUGAACAACAAAAUCUCUUGGCAACUGCAUUGGAAAAUACACAAGAGUUUUUUGAUGGCAACCUUGAACACUACAAACACGAGAAGAUCCAUUUGGAAGUAAAAAAACGGUGCCGUUCCUGUCCAUUCCAAAGCGUACUCUGUUCCUGUAAAGCAUCAAGAUGCUUUUCUCAAGGAACUUUGCCAUUUGGAAGCCAUCAAUGUACUCAAAUGAUGCGGUCCAACAGAAUGGACUUUGCCUACAUUCAUCAUUCCUAA